Molecule: messenger RNA, 5358 nt
Organism: Cinara cedri
Lineage: Eukaryota; Metazoa; Arthropoda; Insecta; Hemiptera; Aphididae
Source: the annotation of a GenBank genome assembly
AGUAGACAUAGCAUAGUACAUCUACUGCAAUUUCCAAUGGUUUUAUUGAUUAUACACUACAUUAGUGAUUUGUUUACCAAGAUGUUCGGUACAGUUGUAUUAUGUCUGAGUUCCAUAUUAAUAUUACUUCCUCAAAUGAGUCAAACAACGACCGUUUAUAAAUGUGGUUCAAGUAAGUUUUUUUAUUCGUUAACUAUUUCAUUUAUUUUAAUUAUUAAUUUGGCUGAAAUUUUAUAUUAAAAAUUUAAAUAACUGUCUUAGAAAUCAAUGCCUAACUUAGUAGCUUCCUACCUACUACUUGUACUUAUGUAUACCAUACCAUUCCUACCAUGACCUAAUAUUUAUUGAAUCUAUGGUCAUAGAUUAUAAACAAAAUAUUGACUGUUGAACUAUUGAAAUUGAAUAAACAAUUGUCUAUUUAUAUUAGUAACAUUUAUUAUUGUUUAAAUUAUAUCUUGUGAUAACAUUGAAAACCAUGGCUAAAUUUACAUAUUUACCUACAUUCACCUUGAAUUUUAUAUUCAGGGGCAGCCAGGCAAUCUAUUUUUCUUAAAGAUCACAUUUUUUGAAUACCAAAUACACCACAAAGCAUACAAAUUAAAUUGAAAAUUAAUUAAAUGUAUUAAAUGAAUGAAUAUAAAUAACGAGAAGAGACUUAAAUUUUCAGUAUUCACUUUGUAAUAAAUAUAUAUUAAGGUAACAUAGUAUAUAUUAUAUACAGUGUGCUUCCUUUUAAGGUUAACACAAAAUAUUUCUAUCCAGAGACUUCAGAUUGAAAUUUGGUUUUCGGGAGGAGCUAAGGAAUACUGAGAUACAUAUUUUUUGACGAUUUUCAAAUUUUCAGCCUUUUUAUUUUUUACCUAAUACAAAUUGCUUUUUUAAAGUUAUUUAUUGACCUUUAAUUAUGGCUCUUGAUAAUAUUUGAUAAUAAGUUGCACUUUCAAUUUAAAUCGAUUAAAAAACAAAUUGACAUAAUUUUUGUAAUUUCUAUUAUUUAAUUUAUAAAAAUAUUUAACACCAAUACUUAUUUUAUAAAGUGUUUGAAAUUUAGCCCAUUAUUAAUCAUUAUCUAUGUAUAGAUAUACAUGACUGCAUACUCAAUUUCGUCAAUUUGUUUAAAGUGUUCUUAAUAAAUAAAUAAAUUUAAAAUGAAAAUUUAACUUGUCACUUAGAAAAUGUUGGUUUAAGAGCCAUUGGUAUUAGUUCAAAAUUACAAAAAAAAUUUAUCUAUCCAAAUUUAUUGUUUCAAAUAUUUGUUGCUAUUUAAAAAAAUGAAAUUUGUGUUGCUCAAUGCUCAUGCACACAGUAAAAAGUCUAAAAAUUUGUAAAAUCAUUAAAAAAAAGUAAAUUUCAGUAUUCUUUAGCACCUCUUAAAACCCAAUUUCAAUCCAGUCACCUAACAGACAAAUUUAGAUCUCCUUUUAAAAACAACAAGGCAUUAUAUAUUUUAACAUAUGUAAUAUAUAUUAGGUAAAUGUAAUUUUAAUUAACUACAUUUAAUUAAAUGUAAUAGAUAAGUAGGUAGGUAUUUUAUAAUAUUAACAUUCAUACUUAUAACAAAAUAAACACAGCCAAAUACUUGUUAGUUGUCUUUUUCAUUCAAAAUAUUUACUCGAUAUUAAAUGCCUACUUUAAAAUUUAUAUAAAUUUUAAUUAUUUUGAAUACCUCCAAUUUAACCUUAUAAAGUAAAAAUAAUUGUUUAUUAUCUUUAAAGUAUGCAUGCUAAUAUUCUAAUAAAUGUAUUAAAUAUAAAAUAUAUAUAAUACAUAAUAUGAUUAAUCACACAGUAAAUAGUAAAAAGUAAAAAGUGUAGUUAAUCAUUUUAAUUCAAUAGUGUUAAAAUUAAAUUAAUAUGAUUUUUCUUAGGUAUCUUAUUAUGAAACAUGUCAGAAUAUUAAAUAAUCAAAUCAAUUUUAUUUUAUUUUUUAUUUGGCCAUCAAUUUAUCAUGCAGUUUUGCAUAAUAUGCUUUACGCCUUCAUGCGUGUGCAUUUCAUAUUUAAAAAUAUUAAUUAAUAUUCUUAUAAAUAUGGGUUCUAAAUAUUGAGUAAUCAAUUUUAUUUAUUUGUUAAAUAUUACCAUAUUAUUGUUAAAUAUAUUAUAAAUAUAUAAUUUGUGUGUAUAUAGUUGUAGUAGUGGAAUUAAAUAACAAAUGUAUUGUAAAUACUCAUGGCCAUACACUGUUCAAAUUUAAAUUUACUAUUAUUUGUUAAUGUUAUAAAACUUAAAGAGAUGAAAAAAUUAUUAUGUAUAAUUUCAUUAUAACCAGAGAAAAAAUAAAAUAAUCAAUGAAAUAUAAAUUAGUAGGAAAAAUGUAAUGCACAUAUUUAUAACUUCUUUUUUUUUUUUUUUUUAGAAAAUACAGAAGUUUUGAAUAACACAACAGUAGUAACAUUUCAAAAUUGUACUACAUCCAGAUGUGCAAUAAAACGAAAUAGUACUAUGCACAUUGAAAUCAAAUUUAAAUUAGGUUUGUAAAGAGACAAACAUUGAUUAUGUAGUAGGGAGUUAAAGAAUAUACCUUAUUAAGAACUACAUUGUUAUUGUUGUAAAUAAUUAACAACAAACAUAAUUUUGUAUUUUUUGUAUUUUUUUUUUUUAUUCCUCUAUAUUUUCUGGUCGUUUUUUGAGGAAACUGAUUAAAAUGGAAAUUUAUAUCUAAUAACCCAUAUGGCUUUUAUUUAUUAACAAAAUAAUAAGUUAUUUAGAAAUUAUAAAUAUUAUUUGGCAUUAUAGUUUUUCUUUUAUCAUGUUUAUACCUAAUCACUUAUCAACAAUUUUAACUGUUAAUUAUUUUUAAACUAUACAAAUUAAAAAUUGAUUGGAUAUUUUUACAAUAAAAUUACAAUUUUUUUUUUAGAAAUAGACGUAAAGGAUUUAAUUACAGAAGUGUAUGGUAAGGCAUUAAAUAUACCAGUACCUUUGCUGGGUAUAGAUAACAAAAAUAUAUGUAAUAAUAUCUACGAAGAAGAUGGAAUAAAAACAAAGUGUCCUUUACUUAAAGGUAAAACAUAUAUAUAUAAAGAAGACAUAUAUAUAAUCAAAGCAUAUCCUAAGGUAAACAAUAAGACAUAAAUAUAUUUACGGGUAUAACAUUUUUAUGUCAUAAUAGUCAUUAUUUAAAUAUUUAGUUUAAGGUUGAUGUACACUGGAGUUUACAAGAUCCAAAUUCACGGACUGUUAUAACUUGUUUUGAAGCACCAGCAAAAAUUAUAGAUUAGUAUUUCAUGUAAUUAUUAUUUUUUAAUUUUAAAUCAAAAUAAAUAAACAAAUAUAAUUUGAUCUUCUACUGAACACUUGUACAUAUAUAAUAAUAGUGUGGUAUAUAAACAAUAAUUAUUAACAUUAAAAACUCACUUAAAUAAUUAUAGAAAAAAUAUUGCAAAUGUAAAUGUAUAACAAAACAUAAAAAAAAAAAUUAAAAUAACAAUAAUAAUUAUAAAUUUAGUCAUACAUAAAUGAUGAUUAAAAAAAAGUUGAAUAUUUUGUUCUUAUUUUUAUUUACUGGGAGUAAAAAACAAAUAUAUAUUCGUAUUUUAAAAUAAAAUCAGUAAUUUUAUCAAUGUUCCAAAUGAUCUUAUCAUCUUAUGAAUAUAUAGCAGAAAGAGUGAAAAAUAUAAGAGGAUAAUAAAUUACAUUAUUUUGAAAAUAUAAUACUUGUUCUUUAUAAUAUUUUAAUCGGGUAUACAUGGUGGAAUAAUAGAUUUUAAUAACUUUAAUUUAUUAUAACAAUUCAUAAUUAGUAGCAUACAAAAUUGCACUAUUAACAUUAAUAUUUUAUUUUUUAUUUAAUUUUGGCUAUAUGAAAUAUAAAAUUUUGAAAUAAAAUCAGUAAAUCAGUAUAUCAACUACUAUUGAUCAUUUGAAUUAUACAAGUGUGUAUAAAACAAAUUGUCUUAACGAUUAUUAUAUUCAAAAUAGAAAAGAAAAUAUUAACAUAACAUAAAGCGAUUAUAAGAUCUAAAAGAAGGACGGAUAUGAUUAGAUACCUAACUAAUAAUACAAUAUUUGAAAAAUACUUAAUAAGUUGAGAUUCAAUUGUGACAUUUUCUCUUGAAUUUUAUUUAUUUAGUAUUUUAAGCGAUUAUUUAGAGUUUAGACUAAAAAUGUAUUCAAUAAAAUUGAUACAUGCUAAAAUGUUGAAAUCUAGUAAAAUCUAAAAAAUAAAUUAAAUCACAAUUUUCAGUAUGUUAUUUCAAAAAUAAACAAAAUAUUAAUUUUUUUAAAAAAAUUAUAAUGAAAUAUAAAUAUUGAUGAAAAAUGCAAAAAAAAUGAAAAAAAUUUCACAAUUUAUUUAAAAUGUGUUGUAAACAUUAAAUACCAAUAUUAUAUUUGUUACUAUUAAUUAUUAGCAACCCUGUGUCAAAAAUAUUGUUAUUUUUAGAUAAUUUUGUAAAAAUAAAAUAGCAAAAUGUCUGUUCUUUUUAAUAAUCAAAUUUCUAUUAUUAUUUAUUCGAAAGAAUAUUAUUGUUUCAGUGUGUGCUAAAGUUAAAAGCUAUAAACUUAAAAAUGUUAAUAAUAUAAUUAUGAGACUAAUUUUUUGAAGAAUAUAAUAUAAUAUUUAAUAAGUGAUCAUUAAAUCAAAACUAUAUAUUAUCUAAAAUUAAUAAUAAGUUUCCUUCUCUAACCAUCCACCAGGAUUUCGCCUUAUGUAAAACUUUCUUACUUCAUCAUAAAUAAAUAGGGCUACCAUGAAUGGUAUUGGAGGAAUCCACCAAGUCCACCUAAAAAGUAUUAAACAUAAAUAUUUGUCAACAAAAUUAUUUUUCAAAUAAUCAAUAUAUCUUACUUUAAUGGAUACAUGCGCAAUGCUUCGUCCAUUCCAGGUAAGUAACAUAAGAACAACGCUAAGACUGUUUCAAAUAUUAAACUGAAGUUCAAUGCCAUAUUUCUAGAAAUUAAAAAAUGUAUUAACUAGCUCAAAAUUUCAAUACUAAUAAAAUGUGUUCUAACCUCAUUCCUUGAUGUGUGAUUGAAUUUCUUCUGGUUUUGCAAAUAAUUAGAUUGGCCCACUGUACAACUACAAUCGAUAUAAAAAAUCCAGUGUGGCAAGUAUACUCUAAUGAUUUCCGAUCUUGAUAAGUCUUUAAAUAAAAUUGAAGAUAAUAAAGAUAAUAAAUUAUUAUAGAUAAUGUUUAUAACUUAUUUUUUUAUUAAGUAUAAACUUUAUAAUUACUCACCCAUUCUUGGUUAUAAGAAUCUGGCAAAUCAUUUACUGCUCUUGAGUCCCAUUCACGGCGUAAACCAAUUAACUUGUAUGGCAUAAAUCCAUUUUCAGCCAUAAUUACAAAAUAAGUAAAAAAACCAGCAAAUGCCUCAAUAAUCCCCAACUGACCAAAUGCCAAAGAUAUUAAUCUUA